Pecten maximus is the source of this 2331-nucleotide messenger RNA. RefSeq lists its product as uncharacterized. Gene Ontology annotation, molecular function: zinc ion binding. The transcript has 6 exons. Bases 1 to 1842 code for a protein of 613 amino acids. NCBI's taxonomy places the organism in Eukaryota, Metazoa, Mollusca, Bivalvia, Pectinida, Pectinidae. The record is from RefSeq and is a predicted model, not a curated record.
AUGUUAACUUUGAAAGAGGAAGAGGCUCUGGUAGCAUAUGUGAAGUACAUAGGAGAGCGAGGGUUCCCUCUAAAUAGCCAACAUCUCCGCUCCUAUGUUCUUGAACUGGUAAAGCGUGCGGACAGACAUUCCUUAUUCAACCUGGACAAAGGUCCAUCAGACAAGUGGUGUCUUAAAUUUAUAAGAAGUCAUCCCGAGCUCAGUGAAAAAACUCCCCAGAUCCGUGAUAAAGGGCGAACACGAAUGUCUAAUCAAACAGUGAUGGACGAUUUUUUCAAGAAAUAUGUUCCUCAUAAAUAUAUUCAUGACGCGUCGAAAACGAGGCUACCGGUGUCUCUGGUGUAUACAAAUAUGGCGGAAGCGAAAGUGUCAGAAAUCACCAACAACUCAACGCGAGAUUUGCGGGCAGUUCCUGAUGAGAUAACGUUCGGAUUUGUAGAGAAUGCCAUUAAAACAUCAUCUUCAAGCACCGGAAGCAGGGAGGUAUCGAAAGGAUACAAAUACUUCAGUGAAAAGUAUAUCUAUGAUAUAAGAGUCCAUCAGAUAGAUCAGGGUUGCUUAAUUCGUGCCAGAUCCUAUAGAUCACAGCGGAAAAAUGAAGCUCCACAUGAUGUAGAGGUUGUUAUCAGAAAUGGUCCAUCAUUUGAUAGCAGUUCCAGUAAGUGUUCCUGUGCUAUUGGCUCUGGUGGCUGUUGUGGACAUAUUGCUGGUGUACUCCAUUCUGUUGCCCAUAUGAAAACAACUGGAGUGUCAGCAGUACCUUGUGAUGUAGCAAAAACAUCUCUACCACAAACCUGGCACAUUCCCAGAGGUGAAAAGAUAGGUGGGUCUGUGUCAAGUGAUGUAACAUUGCAAGGAUAUGAUCCUAAAUGCCCACAGCGUCAGACCAGAGGAUUAAGGUCAACAUUAUAUAAUCCAAUACCUUCUGGUGUGGAGAAACUUGAUGUCCAGAAAUUGUGUGAAAACCUGUACAAAGUUGACAAAACAUGUUUAUUCUUAACAAAUGUAUCUUUAAGUUCUCAACAAAAGGAGAUUGAUACAAAAUAUGGAAAGUUUCCUAAAGGCUCUCCACUUGCCACCCAACAAAGACUCCGCAGUGACUUUGUGUUAAAUAUCUUAAAUGCAGGUGAUUUUCCUAAACUACCUAUGCAAAAUCUCAUGGUUAAUGAACUAAAUGUGGUACUUGAGUACAGCAAGAACAUUCAAUUUAAUUCAUUGAUAAUCUCGGAGACUCAGUCAUUGGAAAUUGAGGAAAGCACCCGUCUGCAAUCCCAGAAUCCCAAAUGGCACAGAAUAAGGAGAGAUAGGAUUACAGCCUCAGUGGCGGGAGAUAUCGUAAAAAGGCAGAAAGAGUAUGAUCCACUCAUCAAGAGACUCCAGUCAACCAGAAAGGUUGUAACUGCCAACAUGCGAUAUGGGAUAGCCAGUGAGCCUGUUGCAGCAAACGCAUAUGUGGAGAGGUUGAAUGGGGAAGUGAACAUUUAUCCGUCUGGAUUAGUAGUGAGUCCGUGGUCCCCAUGGUUGGCUGCAUCUCCAGACCGCAAAGUCUACUGCCCAACACUGAAUCCAAAGUAUGGUCUGCUGGAGAUAAAGUGUCCUGUAAACCCUUUGUCAGAGUGCCAGUACCUCACCAAGGAUGAAAAUGGAUACAAACUGAAGGAGAGGCACAACUAUUUUUACCAAGUUAUGAUGCAGAUGGCAGUGACAGGGAUGGAAUGGUGUCACUUCUUUGUGUGGACACCCGAGGAAAGUCAUUUGGAACUCAUUCUUUUCAACACGAAUACAUGGAAAGAAAUGAAGGAAAAGCUUGAUGAUUUCUUUUUUUACCACUACUUAAGUUAGAUAAAAUUUGUAGCAAGAUACAGUUUGUAGUUAGAUACAAUUUGUAAUAUGUUAAUUGACUUUGUUAUUGAGAGCUCAAUAACUUUCAUGAAUCAAACUUAAAGAACAUUUUAUGACAUACAUGUACAAAUGUAUCAUUCAUACUAACCUUACUGUUAUUUGGCUAGUACUAAUCCAGGGUAUAGUUUAUAACAAUACAAGAUAGCUUACUUCCAAUCUUUGACAAGAGGUCCCUUGAAUAAUGUUAACAUAUUUGCAACUGUCCAUAUUUGAUUAAUUGUUCCUACCAUACUUAAGGGGAUGAUACUAUCAAAUAGGUGAUACUCCUUGACUCUUCGGAUAUGCCUCUCAAUAUGUAUCCUCAAUUUAGCAAUUACCUGAGUCUGCUCCACUUCCUGUCUUGUAAAUUGACCUUGACCUUGAAGGAAUGGAGGUGUGUUCACUAAAAUACCUGUACCUUCAAGUACCUUGUUGAGUACAAACCCUUUG